AUGGGGAGUAUGUUGGCCCAAGAGGAUAUUAGUGGUGUUGAAAGACCCACAUAUUACCUCAGUAGAGUAUUGGUAGAUGCUGAAACUAGGUACAAUCUCAUAGAGAAACUGUGCAUAUGCUUGUACUUUGCCUGUAUGAAAUUAAAGAAAUAUAUAAAACCAGUUGAUAAUUAUGUUUUGUCUCAUUACGAUAUUAUUAAACAUAUGUUGUCUAAACUCAUUCUGCACAGUCGAAUUGGAAAAUGGGCACUGGCUUUAACAGAUUUUUCUAUGACGUUUAAACCUUUAAAGGCUAUGAAAGGCCAGAUCAUGGCAGAUUUUAUAGUGGAUCAUGCCAUGGUAGAAUCGUCUCUGAAUAUGGUCGACACUAAACCAUGGUGUUUGUAUUUCGAUGGGUCGAGUAACAAGGACGGAACGAGAGUCGGGGUAUUAAUAUUAUCCCCACAGGAUGGCCCGACGAAAUUUAAGUGCAAGAUCAGCGAAAAGUGUUCCAACAAUGAAGCCGAGUACGAGGCCUUAAUAAUUGGUCUUUGA
Molecule: messenger RNA, 534 nt
Organism: Lathyrus oleraceus (garden pea)
Lineage: Eukaryota; Viridiplantae; Streptophyta; Magnoliopsida; Fabales; Fabaceae
Exons: 1
Coding region: 1-534 (177 amino acids)
Molecular function (GO): nucleic acid binding; RNA-DNA hybrid ribonuclease activity
Source: RefSeq, a predicted model, not a curated record